UUCCGGUCCGCGUCGUCCGCCUACUGUCUCGCCUAUAUUAUAUGCACCUCCUUCUCCUCCGCCUCUUCACAACUCGCCCAUCUCAAGCAACCUUCAGUGAAGAGAACCCUAUUUUCGUCUCUCGUUUCGAUCUCGCUGGGUCAUAUGGCGUCGCCGAAGGAGGAAGGAUUCCUGACGGAGGAGCAGAGGGAAGUGAUGAGGAUAGCGGCUCAGAACGCUGAGAUUGUUUCUCCGAGAUCUUGGAGCUCUUUGCUGGCUCCGGAGAUUAAGAGCAAGGCAGUCAGCGGUGGGAAAGGUUCGUCGGUUGGAGGUGGCGGUGCUAAGCACGUACGGCGCUCGCAUUCGGGGAAGGCAUUGCGGGCUAAAAAGGAUGGUGCUGGUGGUAAAGGAACAUGGGGAAAACUCCUUGAUACUGAAACAGAUUCAUGUCUUGACCGAAAUGAUCCAAACUAUGAGAGUGAAGAGGAACUGUAUGAGCUAGUGGCAGCUACUGUUUCAGACCCUGUAGAUAACUACAAGAAAUCUGUGGUGACAAUCAUCGAGGAAUACUUCAACACAGGUGAUGUGCAAUUGGCUGCUACUGAUCUUAGAGAGCUUGGUUCUGAUAAGUACCAUCAUUUCUUUGUGAAGAAGCUCAUUUCUAUGGCAAUGGAUCGGCAUGACAAAGAGAAAGAAAUGGCAUCUGUUUUAUUGUCCUCUCUUUAUGCCGAUGUGACGAGCCCAGCACAGAUUAGCCAAGGGUUUGUCAUGCUACUAGACUCUGUCGACGAUUUGACUGUGGAUAUCCCAGAUGCAGUUGACGUCCUAGCUUUGUUUGUUGCUCGCGCUGUUGUUGAUGACAUCUUACCUCCUGCCUUCCUCACCAGGGUAAAGAGAUCACUCAAUGAAUCCUCUAAAGCUUUUCAGGUUAUACAAAUCGCUGAAAAGAGCUACCUUUCAGCUCCCCACCAUGCAGAAUUAGUUGAACAACGAUGGGGUGGUACCGUUCACAUUACUGUUGAAGAGGUUAAGAAGAAGAUCACAGAUCUGUUGAGGGAAUAUAUUGAGAGUGGAGACACAACAGAGGCUUGCAGGUGCAUCAGGGAGCUUGGGGUUUCUUUCUUUCAUCAUGAGGUUGUGAAAAGGGCUCUAAUUUUGGCGAUGGAGAUUCAAACAUCAGAGCCUUCUAUAUUAAUGCUAUUAAAAGAAGCAGCAGAAGAGUGUCUGAUCAGUACUAGUCAAAUGGUCAAAGGAUUCUCAAGGCUUGCCGAUAGCCUUGAUGACCUUUCACUUGAUAUUCCAACUGCUAAGUCUUUGUUCGAAGUGAUAGUGUCUAAAGCAAUCUCUGAGGGAUGGCUGGACCCUUCCUUUCUCAAGUCUAAGGAUGUGUUUGAGGAUUGCACUGAUGAAGAACAUAUGAAAUUAAAACGGUACAAGGAAGAAAUUGUUACAACAAUUCAUGAAUAUUUUCUAUCAGGUGACGAAUCUGAUCUAACUCAAAGUCUUCGGGACCUUGCUGCUCCAGAUUACAAUCCUAUUUUUAUCAAAAAGCUGAUCACUCUGUCGAUGGAAAGGAAAAACAGGGAAAGAGAGAUGGCUUCUGUUCUGCUCUCCACACUAAGUAUGGGGAUGUUUUCAAGAGACGAUAUUGUUAAAGGUUUCAUAAUGCUUCUGGAGUCAGCUGAGGAUACUGCACUUGACAUCUUGGAUGCCUCUAACGAGUUGGCUCUUUUUCUUGCUCGAGCUGUGAUUGAUGAUGUGUUAGCACCCUUGAACUUGGAAGAGAUCAGCAACAAGCUCCCUCCCAAUUGCAGUGGAAGUGAGACUGUUCAUAUGGCUCGUUCUCUUAUUUCCGCACGGUAUGCUGGUGAGAGGCUUCUGAGGUGCUGGGGUGGUGGUACUGGCUUGGCAGUGGAAGACGCAAAGGAUAAGAUAACGAAGCUUCUGGAGGAGUAUGAAAGCGGAGGCGAUGUAGGGGAAGCAUGCCGAUGUAUCCGUGACUUGGGGAUGCCUUUUUUCAAUCAUGAAGUGGUUAAGAAGGCUUUGAUUAUGGCCAUGGAGAAGAAGAGUGACAGAGUCUUAGACUUCUUGCAAGAAUGCUUCUGCGAGGGGUUGAUCACAACCAAUCAAAUGACAAAAGGGUUCUCUAGAGUUAAGGACGGGCUGGAUGAUUUAGCCCUCGAUAUACCCAAUGCACAGGCAAAGUUGCAAACAUACCUAGACCAUGCCAAAAAACAGGGCUGGUUGCUGAUGUCUUUCUAACAGUGACGUUAGGCUCCAAAUCUCAGCAGAGUUGGAGACAUGCCAAAAAGCAGGGUUGUGUUGUUUCUUCUGUGGGACAUGGCACAUUGGUAGGAUCGACCUUUGGUGUAGCUGGUGGCUUUUCGAUGUAUUUUGGCAUCCAUGUCAGGUCAGAAAAUAGGUAUUCUAAAACGCACUUUCUGGGUCUUUUGUUUUUUUUUUAAUGCAAUGCAGAGGACUAGUUAGGAAAGGAGAACCCACAUCUGUUUUGUGAUCUCGAGUAAGUUCAUUGAUGAUGGCAUAACACUAGAAUGCAGGUUUAGUCGUCGAAAUUAUCAUCAUGUAUUUUGAAGUACUCUUCACCUUUCCUUUCAACUAUACUCAAUCUUAAGCUCGGUUUUUACACAAUAUAUUUUUGAGAGA
Molecule: messenger RNA, 2643 nt
Organism: Zingiber officinale
Lineage: Eukaryota; Viridiplantae; Streptophyta; Magnoliopsida; Zingiberales; Zingiberaceae
Product: MA3 DOMAIN-CONTAINING TRANSLATION REGULATORY FACTOR 1-like
Exons: 4
Coding region: 145-2241 (698 amino acids)
Biological process (GO): negative regulation of DNA-templated transcription
Source: RefSeq, a predicted model, not a curated record